Messenger RNA from Cutaneotrichosporon cavernicola, 300 nucleotides. RefSeq lists its product as uncharacterized. The record is from RefSeq and is a predicted model, not a curated record. NCBI's taxonomy places the organism in Eukaryota, Fungi, Basidiomycota, Tremellomycetes, Trichosporonales, Trichosporonaceae. The coding region runs from base 1 to 300 and encodes 99 amino acids. The transcript has 2 exons.
AUGUCGCCCAAGCAGACCCCCCAGCAGGCCCAGCAGGCCCAGCAGGCCCAGCAGGCUCAGCAGGCCCAGCAGGCCCAGCAGACCCCCGAGCAGGCCCAGCAGGCCCAGCAGGCCCAAGCUCACCACCAGUCCAAGGCCCCCCAGCUCAUGACGGGUUCCGACGCCUCGCGUAUCCAGGACACGCAGGCCAAGGCCGGCGGCGACAUGGGUCCCGGUGGCUUCGCCCACCGCGCGGCGGCGGCUGGUGAAAAGAACGACCAGGCCCGGGCCGCCAAGGGCGACGGCCAGGCCAAGAAGUAG